UGCUAUCCGGGCAGUUUUCAGCAGUACACCAAAUACAGUCCAUGUAUUUCCGGCCAGCUCAGCGCGCCCAGAGUGUUGUCAGAUAGGUUGUAAUCUUCCGGCAGUCACUGCUGUGAAUUGUACUACUGACAGCUAGCUAGGUUUAAGUGAGGACAUCAGCCUAAAGAUGGUGUUGCUUACUAUGAUCGCUCGUUUGGCAGAUGGCCUCCCGCUUGCUGCCUCCAUGCAAGAAGACGAACAGGGGAGUGAAAAGCUUGGAAGAGACCUGCAGCAGUACCAAGCCCAGGCUAAACAGUUGUUUCGGAAACUCAAUGAACAGAGUCCAAAUCGCUGCACUUUGGAGGCAGGUUCCAUGUCCUUCCACUAUGCUAUAGAGAAGGGAGUGAUCUAUCUGGUGCUCUGUGAGGCAGCAUUCCCUAAAAAGCUUGCCUUCGCGUAUUUGGAGGACCUGCAGGCUGAAUUCCACGAGCAGCAUGGGAAGAAAGUCACCACCGUGUCCCGACCGUACUCCUUCAUAGAAUUUGACACCUACAUCCAGAAGACCAAGAAGUCGUACAUUGACAGCCGAGCCCGCAGGAACCUGGGGAGCAUAAACACGGAGCUUCAGGAUGUGCAGCGGAUCAUGGUGGCAAACAUAGAGGAGGUGCUCCAGCGAGGAGAGGCCUUAUCCGCUUUAGAUUCAAAGGCCAGCAACUUGUCCAGCUUGUCAAAGAAGUACCGCAGCGACGCCAAGUAUCUGAACACUCGCUCCACGUAUGCCAAGCUGGCUGCUGGUGGUGUUUUCUUCAUCAUGCUCAUAGUUUACGUCCGUUUCUGGUGGCUCUGAAGAAAGACAAAGGAGAGGAAAAACGUUUGGGAGGAGCAUGACUCGACUGAAAGAGAAAGCAGUGACCACAUCCAUCCAGACUGUUUGAAAAGAAAGUCCCCUUUCUUUCUCUCAAGAGGAAGAAGAGAGACUGAUCUACACACUAUCCUUUACUGUGCAACAUAGAUUUUUGUAAUGUAAUCAGUACGGUAAUAGAGUUUUAUUAACAAAGCAGAAGUACCCUUUGUUCUGGCCUGAAUUGAUGCACGCGUGUGUGCGUGUGUGCGUGUGUGCGUGUGUGUGUGUGUGUGUGUGUGUGUGUGUGUGUGUGUGUGUGUGUGUG
This is a messenger RNA of Clupea harengus (Atlantic herring), 1148 nucleotides long. It is a transcript of the gene sec22bb, whose product is annotated as SEC22 homolog B, vesicle trafficking protein b. Gene Ontology annotation, molecular function: SNAP receptor activity. NCBI's taxonomy places the organism in Eukaryota, Metazoa, Chordata, Actinopteri, Clupeiformes, Clupeidae. The record is from RefSeq and is a predicted model, not a curated record. Gene Ontology annotation, biological process: retrograde vesicle-mediated transport, Golgi to endoplasmic reticulum; endoplasmic reticulum to Golgi vesicle-mediated transport. The coding region runs from base 167 to 826 and encodes 219 amino acids. The transcript has 6 exons.